UUACUUGGAAAAACAAAUAAAUGCCAAAGAUUUUGAGAAACUUUAUGGACAUCAAUUAAAAAUCAAGUUAUUUGUUACAAAAGCAAGAAAAAAUGACCACCACAACGUUAUCCACUUUGGCAACGUUUGAUGACUUGAGACGCUGUGUUCAGGUUUUAAUAGAUGGCUCUGCCGAAGAGGAAUUUCUCAAAAUUCUACAGCUGCAAGAAAAAAUGCAAUUGGAGUGCCUAGCUAGGGCCCACGAAGCACAGCGGAUACAGCGUGAGUUAGAUGCUUCCUUGCAGUCCAUGGCGGAUUUAGAAACCAAACUAUUCCACGCCCGACGUUUGCUGGAAAUGGAAAGUAAGGCUCGCAAAGAGGCCGAACAUGAAAGGGAUCUAAUGGAGAAGAAAAUUGUGGCCGUUGCUGAUCUAUUGCAACAUGAGAAUAAUUUAAAAAAUGAGACCAAAGAUAAGUUGGCCUUUUUAAAUACCUUGCCCAGAAAGAGAAGAUCUAAAUCUUUAAAUACCCAUUUAGAGGAAAAGUAUGGCAAUGACAUAAAUUCCACGGGUAGUUUUUUGUCAGAUUUGUCGAUUACCCAAUCGGAAGAUGAUUUCCUAGAUAUACGUCCGGCCAGAACCUUGCCCAGAAGUAAAAGAAGUCGCUUAAGUAAUGCUGCAAGUAACACGCCUAUGGAUAAUCCACGUACUAGCAGACGCUCGACUAGACGCAGCAAUGCCGGCAUUCAAAAACAUACCAUUGAUACCGAUUUGGGAACGGAAAGGAUUUGUGCUACUACCAAGGUUACCAUACCACAAGAUGGUAAUGGUGCCAUACGUGCAGAAUCUACCAUAGAAACUGUACCGGUUAUAGUACACCAACAAGAUAUACCUGAUGAUUUAGUGUGUUUAGGAGAGGGUCCUUGUUCAACACCUCGCAAAUCACCAUACAAACAGGCCACAGCUCCACCAAUGACUCCGGCUAAUGCCAAUAUGGACUCACCCAUGAACCAACACAACUUGAGAUCAGCGGGAACAAUGAAACGUCAACACAAUUUUGUUAGUAAGACAUUUAUAAGAGCUGAAAUGUGCACACAGUGUCAGAAGAAAAUACGUUUUGGUUCGGUUGGUUUACGUUGCCGGGAUUGCACGGUACGCUGUCAUACAGAUUGUCGGCCUUUGCUUACGAUCAUGUGUAUGCCCUCCACGGGUACUCCAGUUUUCAAAGGUCUUAUGGGUUAUAUAACUGAUUAUGCUCCCUCGGUGGCGCCACUUAUACCUGCCCUAAUUGUACACUGUGUCAAUGAAAUCGAAUCUAGAGGACUCAAUGAGGUGGGCAUUUAUCGUGUCUCUGGCUCUGAACGUGAAAUCAAGGCAUUGAAAGAUCGCUUUUUACGCGGCAAAUCACCUCCACACCUAGCCAACAUUGAUAUUCAUGUGCUGUGUGGUUGCAUUAAAGACUUUUUGCGUUCCCUACGUGAACCUCUCAUACCAACAAGUCUGUGGAAGGAUUUCUGCAAUGCUGUUCAAAAUCCGUCCGAGCAAGAUAUACAAAAAGAUUUAUAUAAAGCAGUCGAUGCAAUGCCACAGACCAAUCGUGAUACUUUGGCUUUUCUAAUACUACACUUUCAACGUAUUGCUGACUGUCGUGAAGUGCUGAUGCCUUUGGAUAAUAUUGCUCGAGUAUUUGGUCCAACUAUAGUGGGUUAUUCCUCCCCAGAUCCAGAUCAACAUGCCAUAUUCACUGAAGUCUAUACACAAUAUAUGGUAAUGUUGAAUUUAUUGAAAAUCCCCUUUGAGUAUUGGUCACAGUUUGUGUCGUUGGGUGAGGCAAAGGAAAAUUAUCAAAGUGCUUCGACUUUAACCCGAACACCAAGUCAUAAUAAAGAAGCUGUUUUUUCUUUAUAUGCCACUCCUAUGAAAUCCACCCUGAAAAAACGUAAAUUUUAUGAUUAAACUCUUUUUUUAAAAGGUUUUAAGAACCACUACUUUAAACAUGACUUAACUUUAACUAUAUUUAAGAAAUUUAUAUCAGCUUAAUUUAAAUAAUUUACACAAUAUAGUAUUAUAUUAUUAUAUGUUGUUUAUUAAUCACAACUUAUCUCCUAAGUAUUCAAUUUUGGCAUAUUUGGUUUAUUUUUAUACUGAACUAACUUUUAUUUUUCUAUUUUUAUCAACUUAUUAACAUACCUUCUAUCUCUCACACACACUUUGGAGGUUUUUUGGAUUUUUCUGGAAUAUUGUUUUAAUUUUUUUAUGGCAAAGUAAAGGAUUUUUGCUGAAUUUUUUUGUAACAUUUUUUUAUAACAUCCAUUUUUGAAUUUUUGGUUUAUUUUGUUUAAAUAAAACUCAAUUAAUUCACAAAGAAUAGUAAUUACCAA
Molecule: messenger RNA, 2359 nt
Organism: Calliphora vicina (urban bluebottle blowfly)
Lineage: Eukaryota; Metazoa; Arthropoda; Insecta; Diptera; Calliphoridae
Gene: tum
Product: tumbleweed
Exons: 3
Coding region: 93-1934 (613 amino acids)
Biological process (GO): mitotic spindle midzone assembly; Rho protein signal transduction; mitotic cytokinesis
Cellular component (GO): spindle midzone; centralspindlin complex; nucleus
Molecular function (GO): GTPase activator activity
Source: RefSeq, a predicted model, not a curated record